GCCACCGGGUGGCCGGUUCUAAAACUGUCAAACCUACAGCUCUGUCUUCGGUGUGCGUUUCCACACCUCGAACUUUCAUGGCGGUGACAAACCCCACGUAGCUCCUCCGUGCUCAGAACACCUGAUUUGGAAGCCACCCCUGGAUUUUCCUAGCAGCUCCAUUGUCUCUCUAUUUCGCGCCAAAAGGGACGUCCGUAAAUGAGAAUGGCGUGGCUGAAGGACCUCAACCGGCUCGUGAACGGCCUGUCUCUCGUCGCCAGAGAGAUCGCCAAGCGCUCGCCGGUCAUCGAAACCGCUCGAAAUGGCGACAUCGAAGGGCUAAUCCGAUCCACCGCCAAGCAAGCCCUUGUUUCGGCGACGGACUUGUCGGGCCUCACCAGGGGCAAGGUCCGCGACUUCUCUAGGCCUAGGCCAAUGGAAUCCGUCGUCUACUUUGACCGUUCAGCUGAAGCCGCCCAAUCCAGUGGUGAUUUAGAGCGAAAGCAUCCGAUUGGUGAUGAUAGGGAGGUUGAUAAUGCAGAGGUUGUGCGAGCGAAUGAUCCUGGUUCUCAGGCGGAUAGGAAUGCAGAUGAAACGUGUAGUUCUGUAGAGGAAUUAGAUGAUCAAGGUGUUUCGGAAGGGAAUAAGUCUCACAACUUGGCCGAGGAGGUGAAUGUGGUGGAUGUAGGAGGUGGAGAGAUGGUGGUGCCGCCACCGCCAGCGAAAAGGCGGAAGCCAAGGGAGAGGAGAGUCCCUGCGACGCCUUUCUCGAGAGGGCUUGGGUUUGCUGGUCUAGGUGCUGGUCUUGCAUGGGGAAUGAUUCAGGAAUCUACCAGGAGGCUCGUGUACGGGUCACCGCAAGAACAAGACAAGCAAUCUGCUCUCUCUCCUUUUUUAACCAAAAGCAAUGCGGAACGCUUGGCUGUUGCUCUAUGUAGGAUGCGUGGGGCCGCUCUCAAAUUGGGACAGAUGUUGAGCAUACAAGAUGAGUCUCUUGUGCCUGCCCCGAUGUUGGCAGCUCUGGACAUUGUUCGUCAAGGAGCAGAUGUGAUGCCGAGAAGUCAGCUCAAUCAAGUCUUGGAUGCCGAAUUAGGUCCUAAUUGGACAUCAAAAUUGAGUAGUUUUGAUUAUGAACCACUAGCUGCAGCAAGCAUUGGCCAGGUUCAUCGAGCUGUAACGAAGGAGGGCCUGCAGGUUGCAAUGAAAAUUCAAUAUCCUGGUGUUGCAAAUAGUAUUGAGAGUGACAUUGAGAAUGUAAAACUUCUUUUGGAUUAUACAAAUUUGAUUCCAAAAGGACUUUAUCUCGACAGGGCUAUGAAGGUGGCUAAAGAGGAAUUGUCUCGUGAAUGUGACUACGAACUAGAGGCAAGUAAUCAAAAAAGGUUUCGAGACCUUCUAUCUGGCAUGAAAGGGUUUUAUGUGCCAAUGGUGUUGGAUAACAUUUCAAGCAAGAGAGUUCUGACUACGGAGCUUGUUCAAGGUGUUCCAAUUGAUAAGGUGGCAUUACUUGACCAAGAAACUCGUAAUUAUGUUGGGAAUAAGUUGCUUGAAAUCACCUUAAUGGAGCUAUUUGUCUUCCGUUUCAUGCAGACUGAUCCUAACUGGAGCAACUUUUUGUAUGAUGAGGCUACAAGAACAAUUAAUCUCAUUGACUUCGGAGCCGCUCGUGAUUACCCUAAGAGUUUUGUGGAUGACUAUCUACGCAUGGUUGUUGCCUGUGCAAAUCAAGAUAGAGAUGCAGUCAUUGAGAUGUCCCAGAGACUUGGGUUUCUCACAGGAGAGGAGUCAGUUGUCAUGUUAGAUGCUCAUGUUCAGGGUGGCUUUGUGGUUGGAUUGCCAUUCUCGAAGACUGGUGGAUAUGACUUCCGUUCCUCUAAUAUCACUCAAAGCAUUUCGAACUUGGGGGCGACCAUGUUGAGGCACAGGCUUACACCACCACCUGAUGAGGCCUACAGUCUCCAUCGCAAGCUUUCAGGCACUUUCUUGGCUUGCAUCAAGAUCGGGGCCGUUGUGCCUUGCAGAGAGUUGUUGUUUAAAGUGUAUGAGCGCUAUCAGUUUGGCCAUGAAGACGAUGGUGCCGCAAUGGUGUCGAGCGGCUCAAUCUUUUGAAGCACCAUUCUUUUUUAUUCUUGCAUUUCUGUAUUGAUUCUUUAUUUGUGCAAUAAUUAUGGUAUGCAAUCCUGUCCCAGCUCUUGUAUUAGGAAAUAGUUUUCCUCUUUUGAGCAAGUUGACCAGCUCGCCUCGCAGACCCUGAGUUUGCUGCAAUAAAGUUUUUCCAGCUUAUCA
Molecule: messenger RNA, 2265 nt
Organism: Rhodamnia argentea
Lineage: Eukaryota; Viridiplantae; Streptophyta; Magnoliopsida; Myrtales; Myrtaceae
Product: protein ABC transporter 1, mitochondrial
Exons: 9
Coding region: 199-2088 (629 amino acids)
Biological process (GO): ubiquinone biosynthetic process
Molecular function (GO): kinase activity
Source: RefSeq, a predicted model, not a curated record